Messenger RNA from Sorghum bicolor (sorghum), 1695 nucleotides. RefSeq names its product serine/threonine-protein kinase SAPK7. Gene Ontology annotation, biological process: intracellular signal transduction; protein phosphorylation. The record is from RefSeq and is a predicted model, not a curated record. NCBI's taxonomy places the organism in Eukaryota, Viridiplantae, Streptophyta, Magnoliopsida, Poales, Poaceae. The transcript is spliced from 9 exons. Gene Ontology annotation, molecular function: protein serine/threonine kinase activity; ATP binding. The coding region runs from base 279 to 1358 and encodes 359 amino acids.
AACUAAUCACCGAAUAAAAACGGAUUCCUCACUCGCUGCCGCUGCAGCCCAUACAUAGGUGCCCAACUCGUUCCCAGCGAAGAACCGGACGAACGAGCAGCAAGAGGCCGCCUCCUCAAGCUUCGAAUCCUUUCUUCCCUCCCCCUCCUCUCCUCCCCUUUCCAGUCCCCCACCCCAGCGAAGCUUCCAAACCCCAUCAAACGGCCGGCCGAUCGAUCAGACAUCAGCUGUCCGGCCGCGGUCCAGUCCUCCCCGUCCGCCGGAGCUAGCAGGGAGCCAUGGAGAAGUACGAGCUGCUCAAGGACAUCGGCGCCGGCAACUUCGGCGUGGCGCGGCUGAUGCGCAACAGGGAGACCAAGGAGCUCGUCGCCAUGAAGUACAUCCCCCGGGGCCAGAAGAUUGACGAGAAUGUGGCGAGGGAGAUCAUCAACCACCGCUCGCUCCGGCACCCCAACAUCAUCCGGUUCAAGGAGGUGGUGCUCACGCCGACGCACCUGGCGAUCGUGAUGGAGUACGCCGCCGGCGGCGAGCUGUUCGACCGGAUCUGCAACGCCGGCAGGUUCAGCGAAGACGAGGCGAGGUACUUCUUCCAGCAGCUAAUCUGCGGCGUCAGCUACUGCCACUUCAUGCAAAUCUGCCACCGAGACUUGAAGCUGGAGAACACGCUGCUGGACGGCAGCCCGGCGCCUCGCCUCAAGAUCUGCGACUUUGGUUACUCCAAGUCGUCGCUGCUGCACUCGAAGCCCAAGUCGACGGUGGGCACGCCGGCGUACAUCGCCCCGGAGGUGCUCUCCCGCCGGGAAUACGACGGCAAGACUGCCGAUGUGUGGUCCUGUGGAGUCACCCUUUAUGUGAUGCUGGUCGGUGCUUACCCUUUUGAGGACCCAGAUGACCCAAAGAACUUCAGAAAGACAAUUGGGAGGAUCAUGUCAAUCCAAUACAAAAUACCGGAGUAUGUGCACGUGUCCCAAGACUGCAAGGAACUGCUCUCUAGAAUAUUUGUUGCAAACUCUGCAAAGAGAAUAACAAUCAGGGAGAUCAGGAACCACCCCUGGUUCCUGAAGAACCUGCCUAGAGAGCUCACUGAACCUGCACAGGCAAUGUACUACAAGAAAGACAACAGCGCCCCGACUUACUCCGUCCAGUCCGUGGAGGAGAUCAUGAAGAUUGUGGAGAAGGCGCGGACGCCGCCUCCUUCCUCCACCCCCGUGGCUGGCUUUGGUUGGGCCGCGGAGGAGGACGAGCAGGAGGACAGCAAGAAUCCAGACGGAAAACAUGAGGAGGAAGAGGAUGGUGAGGACGAGUAUGACAAACAGGUGAAGCAAGUCCAUGCCAGCGGGGAGUUUCAUAUCAGCUGAGGCCUGAGGGUUUCGCCGGCGACAGAGGAGACCCCAAACAGGAGAUGUUGUGGUAGCAGCUGAUGAUGGACCUGAUAGUUUGUGGUCUUGUUUCCAAGUUUUCUUUCAUUUUUUUUCCUGUGAUGCCUCAAGCCUGCAACAGUGUAAAGUAUUGAAGUGGUUCCAGCAUUGCCCUUGUAUUGACUGAUUAAAGCCAGCAUGGGGAACAUAAUUAUGGAAUAAAACAUCUCGUUGAGCAUACUCCGUCUGUAACUGCAUGAUGUAUUUGUCUGUUCAUUUGGUGGACGAUGAUCACAUUGACUAAGCCAAAGCAUCAAUGACAAUAACACAAUGUCUA